GCGAGGCCGUGGAUUGGCAGCGCGCACAGGCCGCGCUGCUGCCGCCGGAGCCGUAAUAAAGGGACGGCCGAGACAGCAGCUUGAUCGCCGCUGGCACCGCGCCGGGCCCCGCGGGCGGUCCGGAGCCAGAACAGUUGGAAGCCAGUCUGGCCCACGAGGGCAUCUUCUACCUUUCUCCCUUUCUAGAGCAAACUUACAAACUUUUAAAUGCAAGAGGCAGAUGAGCUGGGAACCUGGAAAUAGGCUGCCUCUAGCAUUAAGUUCCUCCCUCUCUCUGGCAUUACCUUCUGCUGCCACAAAGUGAACUGAUCACUGGGAAAGGCAGCACCUCCUUGCCAUUGCUGGGACCCUGCCUUGAAGAGCCCCCAGCCCUGUAAACACAGCCUGUAGUCUGUCUUCUUGGUUAAUGUCCAGAGCUGUUUGAUCAGUCCUCUGCUGUGCCUUGUCUGAGGUCCUUGUCCAUCCUUGAGAUUGGACACCUUCUUUCUCUAGGUUGUGUCACCUUAAGCAGGAAACUGAAGCCGUUACUCUCCAAACCCUGUUUCAUCUUCCCAAGCAUGUCAGAAAGCUGGCAGCAGCCCCCACAGACGCAGCCCCAGCAGCCCCAGCAGCCCCAGCCGCCGCAGCCUCAGCACCAUGCAGAGCCACCACCAGCGCUGACUGACCAUUCACUGCCCCCCGGCACAGCCGAGAACCCCCUGGGCUGUGCUGUCUAUGGCAUCCUCCUGCAGCCAGAUCCUGGCCUCCAGCCCCCCCAACAUGCACCGCUGCAGGCAGCAGGGGACCCAGGCCCCAAAUGUGGGGUGUGUGGUCAUGACCUGGCACACCUGUCCAGCCCCCAUGAGCACCAGUGUCUAGUGGGCCACGACAGGUCGUUCCAGUGCACGCAGUGUCUCAAGAUCUUCCACCAAGCCACGGACCUGCUGGAGCACCAGUGUGUGCAGGCUGAGCAGAAGCCUUUCGUCUGCGGAGUCUGUAAGAUGGGGUUCUCACUGCUUACCUCGCUGGCUCAGCACCACAGCGCCCACACUGGCUUGGUGAAGUGCUCCAUCUGUGAGAAGACCUACAAGCCGGCCGAGUCUGCCGAGCCAGCUGCUAGUACAGGGGCCCCAUCGCUCCAGGUGGCACCUCCGCCUCCUCCGGCUGCCCCCGCAGAACAGCCUGAGAAGCCCUACAGCUGCCCCAUCUGCCAGAAGCCCUUCAAGCACCUGUCAGAGCUCUCUCGGCACGAGAGGAUCCACACCGGGGAGAAGCCAUACAAGUGCACGCUGUGUGACAAGAGCUUCAGCCAGUCGUCCCACCUGGUGCACCACAAGCGCACGCACAGCUCGGAGCGACCCUACAAGUGCGCCGUGUGCGAGAAGACCUUCAAGCACCGCUCACACCUGGUGCGCCACAUGUACGCACACUCGGGCGAGCACCACCUGUUCCGCUGCAAUGUGUGCGAGUUGCACUUCAAGGAGUCCUCAGAGCUGCUGCAGCACCCCUGCACCCCGAGCGGCGAGCGGCCCUUCCGCUGUGGUGAGUGCCAGAAGGCAUUCAAGCGGCCUUCUGACCUGCGGCAGCACGAGCGUACGCACAGUGCCGAGCGGCCCUUCAAAUGCGAUCUGUGCCCCAUGGGCUUCAAGCAGCAGUACGCCCUCAUGCGACACCGGCGCACGCACAAGACUGAGGAGCCCUUCAAAUGCGGCCUGUGUGAGAAGGGCUUCGGCCAGCCCAGCCAUCUGCUCUACCACCAGCACGUGCACACCCUCGAGACCCUCUUCAAGUGCCCCGUGUGCCAGAAGGGCUUCGACCAGUCAGCUGAGCUGCUGCGGCACAAGUGUCUGCCGGGCUCCACUGAACGGCCCUUCAAGUGCCCGGUGUGCAACAAGGCCUACAAGCGGGCGUCGGCCCUGCAGAAGCACCAGCUGACACACUGCGCGGCGGCUGAGAAGCCCCUGCGCUGCACCCUGUGUGAGCGCCGCUUCUUCUCCUCCUCCGAGUUCGUGCAGCACCGCUGCGACCCGGCCCGGGAGAAGCCGCUCAAGUGCCCAGACUGUGAGAAGCGCUUCAAGUACGCAUCAGACCUGCAGCGCCACCGCAGGGUGCACACAGGCGAGAAGCCCUACAAGUGCCCAAACUGUGACAAGGCCUUCAAGCAGCGCGAGCAUCUCAACAAGCACCAGGGCGUGCACGCCCGAGAGCAGCAGUUCAAGUGUGUGUGGUGUGGCGAGCGCUUCCUGGACAUGGCCCUGCUGCAGGAGCACAGUGCCCAGCACAGUGCUGCGGCAGCUGCCGCCGAGGGCGCCUACCAGGUAGCUGCAUGCCUGCCCUAAGCCGGGGCCCUAGCCACCUGGCCCAGCCCAGCCUCACCUUGCAGCUGCAUGGCAUCCUGUCCCCUACCUAGCUCUAUGUUCUGAGCCCCCCAGAGAGGAGACAGAAGGGUCCUGUGCAGGCGGGCAGCACACCUGCUCAGUCACCCUGGCACCAGCCUGGCAGCAGAGGAGCCCAAAUGCUGUGGCCAGUCCUGAUUCCACAAACCCUUUCCCAUCGUAGGAUUUACCCUUGGAGAGUAUCUCUACCUCUCUCAUCUCUGGGAGCCUGGAGUCCCAGGGGCAGUCAGGUGACCCCUGUGAACUCUGGGGGCGGAGGUGUCAACUCAGCCUCCCCAAACCUUUUAGCUUCUUAGGAGCCAGAUUGUCUGGAAGGAGGAGAGGGGCAAGGCAGUACUUGGGCCCCAGAGGUAGGCAGGUAGGGCGUCUCCUUCAAGUUGCUGUUUGGGGGGAAGGAGGGAAGAUCGAAACCACAACCUUCUGUUCCAGCCAGAGUUUCUAGUAAAGAUGUACAGGAUAGGGAACUCUGCUGCCUGAAGAGCAAGGGCUCAUACAAGAGGUGCAAGCAGGUAUGUACCUGUGAUACCCUCGAGGAGGGACAGUGCAGUCCAUGGAAGGAUGACAAGGCCACUGUCUGUGUUUGUGGCUAACCAGGCACAGGUGCCUUGGAAGCACCCCCACCACUUGUGCAGUAUGGGUCUAGUCUGUGACAUGAAGGGCUCCAGUAUGAGUUCAGUCCAGACAUCUCCCCCACCAUAGAGAGCUGUCCAUGGGAAAGGUAAGGCUGGCAGACCUCCUACUGGGAGGUAGGGCCAAGCCCAUGAUCUCUCCAGCAGACAUAAAUACAUGUCCUCUUCCAUAUUGUGUGAACCAAAGUGUUCUGGCUCAGAGGUAUAGCCUCUAAGUGUCACACAGCCUCACGGUGUCAAGGCCAUGCCUAGGUACCCCUGGUGGGAGUGGGUACCCACUCUUGACUUCACAGUGCUCUUCCAGCCUGAGGUAACACCAUCCCUCUAUUAGCCUGGCUCUUGACUUGACCUGAGGGAUCUCAGUUGUCAAAAUGCUCUGGCAUUAUCUGGUUACUUGAAAGCCAGAACAUUCUCCUUUAGUCUUCCUGGAAUAUCCCAAGGGCUCUGGCUGUCUGCAGGACCCUCAGAGCAGCAAGUGUCCAGGUGCAGGGAACAGAGAAGCAAGAUGAUUAUGGAGUCCUAUAGGCAGUGUUCCUGGCAAGUACAUGGUCUACCAACAUUGCUGGACAGCCAGCCCCCCCCCCCCCCCGGAGCCCAGCCAACCUGCAGACCGUUCUAAACCCAGCUCUACCCCAGCCCCAAACCUCCCUGCUUGUGGUCUUGGAAGAAGACUGAAGAGUACAUGGCACGGGUACAGUGGGAUGGGAAGAUGUGUCACCUCAGGAAGUCUGAACAGUCGCUUCUACCUGUUCUGACCGAGUUCUCCUGGGCCUGCAGAGGCGCUAGCCCUUCCUCAGUACUUAUUCUUGGUCACAAUGCCUCAAAAGACUGGAAUCCAGGCUUGUAACAGUUCCAACAGCUAUUUUUUUCUUUCAUUUUGCUUUCUAAAAGCAGUUUGUUAUACUAUUCAUAACAUUGUAUAGUUUAAUUUCAUGUCAUUUUGGAUCUUAUACAUAAAUGUGAAUAUUGGAAUUUUUAAAAAGGACUCCAUUUUAGGUAGCCACUUUUGAUGUUAAUAUAUAGUGAGUCCAAUGUAUGCUUUAGAAGUAAAGACAUUGACCAUCAUAGGCCAGA
Messenger RNA from Perognathus longimembris pacificus (Pacific pocket mouse), 4078 nucleotides. RefSeq names its product zinc finger protein 319 (gene Znf319). NCBI's taxonomy places the organism in Eukaryota, Metazoa, Chordata, Mammalia, Rodentia, Heteromyidae. The transcript has 3 exons. Bases 558 to 2318 code for a protein of 586 amino acids. The record is from RefSeq and is a predicted model, not a curated record.